Messenger RNA from Bipolaris victoriae FI3, 168 nucleotides. RefSeq lists its product as hypothetical. NCBI's taxonomy places the organism in Eukaryota, Fungi, Ascomycota, Dothideomycetes, Pleosporales, Pleosporaceae. The record is from RefSeq and is a predicted model, not a curated record. The annotation marks the transcript as partial. The transcript has a single exon.
GCACCUCUCUUCCAUGUUUACACACUUCAACGCAAGUUCACCGCUUCACGUAAUGCCUAUCCGUUUCCAGUGCCACCGAACCUAAUCUGUCAAGUCAUACUAUAUGGCGAAUUUAAUCAACAUAUUGAUGAAAAAUCUGCCAUUUUUUUAACUAAUCUAUUUUCAUAA